CCUGUCGCAACACUCGCAACGCAAGUGAAAAUUAAAUCUUGCAAAGGCGUAUCUUCCUUGCGUAUUUAGUGGCAGUAAUUCACACUAUGAUAACAUCCAAAGUAUUUCAACGAAGUUUUAGCAAAUAUGGUUUUUUAUGCUCCGAAUCAAAAAACCCUUUUAAAAGGACAUGGGAUACAAUUGCCAAAGAAUUACCGGCUAUGUUCGGCCUGAAUAACAAAACCUCAAGUUAUCCAGAACAUGCCGAUAUAGUAGUUAUUGGAGGUGGAUAUAUUGGCUCAUCUGUUGCAUAUUGGCUGAAAACAAAAGCCGGCCACGGACUUUCUGUUGUUGUACUAGAAAAAGAUCCAACAUAUGCUGCAGCGAGAAAAAAUAUCUCAUGCGGAUCACUAACUCAACAUUUCUCGUUACCAGAAAAUAUAUAUCUUUCCCAACACAGCGCUGAAUUUUUAAGGAAUGUAAAGGAUAAUCUGGGUCCGGAUGUUGACCUAAAAUAUGUACCUAAAGGGCACUUACUGCUAGCUUGUGAGGAACAUGCUGAAAAACUUGAGCAAAAUAUCUAUGUUCAAAGGGAAUAUGGCAUCAGAAAUGAACUGUUGAGUGCAAAGGAAAUAAAAAAUAAAUUCCCUUGGAUAAACACUGAUGAUAUCAAACUUGGAUGUUUGGGGUAUGAGUCUGAAGGAACCUUUGAUUCUCUGGCCCUGCUUGGAGGUCUUGUAAAAAAAUCUUUAGAUAUGGGAACAACUUACAUUCACGCUGAAGUAACAGGAUUUGAAUUAGAGAAACAAAGAGAUGUAUUAAUGGAGGGUAUCAAGCCUGGUUCAUUUGAAAGGAUAAACAAAGUUGUGUUCAGAACACCAGAAAAUGAAGAACACUCCAUAAAAUUUGCUGCUUGUAUUUUAGCUGCAGGACAUGAGUCUAGUCAAGUUGCCCAAUUAGCUAGAAUAGGUAAUGGUGAUGGCUUAUUAGCCAUACCAUUACCAAUUGAGAAAAGAGAGUCUGAUGUGUAUUCCGUAGAAAAUAUGACUAAUACCACAGGCCUGAAUACACCUCUUGUAAUGGAUACAAGUGGAGUUUGGAUAAGGAAAGAUGGCUUAGGGAGUAACCUCCUGUGUGGUGCCGUUCCUCUUCUUUCACAGAGUGCUACUGGCUUGUUUGGUGAUGAUUACAUGGACCAAAUAAUAAAACCUUCAUUAUUCAACAGGAUACCACAAUGUAACGUUGCACAGGUCACCAGUGUUGCAACUGAAGCAUAUGACUAUUGUCAUUAUGAUGACACUGGUAUUUUGGGACCACAUUCAUAUCAUAAUAACUUGUACAUAGCUGCUGGUUUUGGGAAGCAAGGUUGCCAGCAUGCACCAGGUAUUGGCAGAGCUAUUGCUGAGCUGAUAGUAGACGGCCAGUAUGUUUCUACAGACUUUACAAGGCUAGGCUUUGACAGAUUCCUCACAGACAGCCCAUUAAUAGAAUUUAACAUUUAUUAAUUCAAAAA
Molecule: messenger RNA, 1492 nt
Organism: Cydia fagiglandana
Lineage: Eukaryota; Metazoa; Arthropoda; Insecta; Lepidoptera; Tortricidae
Gene: l(2)37Bb
Product: FAD-dependent oxidoreductase domain-containing protein 1
Exons: 6
Coding region: 87-1484 (465 amino acids)
Biological process (GO): mitochondrial respiratory chain complex I assembly
Cellular component (GO): cytoplasm
Molecular function (GO): oxidoreductase activity
Source: RefSeq, a predicted model, not a curated record